AUGUCCUCCGCCGCUCAUGCCUCUGGUCUCUUUUCUACCCUCCCUAAAACAUUCAUUGUCACUGCAUCCCCAACUCCAAAUCAAGUUCUGAAGGGAGGAGAGGACAAAAUUAAGAUCACUUGGGGAUUGAACAAGAGCCUACCUGUUGGGGUAGACGACAAGUACAACGACAUCAAGGUGAAGUUGUGCUACGCACCGGUGAGCCAGGAGGACCGGCCAUGGAGGAAGACCGAGGACCAUCUCAACAAAGACCAGACCUGCCAAUUCAAAAUCUUGGCCAAGCCUUACGCAAUGAACGACAACGUCGACUGGACAGUGGAGAGGGACACCCCGACGGCCACGUACUUUGUGCGUGUCUACGCUUACGACACUGAAGGUGCAGAAGUCGGGUACGGGGAGACCACAGAUGCGAAAAAGGCCACAAAUUUGUUCCAGGUGGAAGCAAUCAGUGGCCGCCACGCCACCUUCGAUAUCAUCUCCAUAUGUUUCAGUGCCUUCUCAGCUUUCUUGCUCUUUAUCUUCUUCUAUAACGAAAAGAGAAAGGGGAGGGAUGAAUAG
This is a messenger RNA of Linum tenue, 558 nucleotides long. NCBI's taxonomy places the organism in Eukaryota, Viridiplantae, Streptophyta, Magnoliopsida, Malpighiales, Linaceae. The record is from the annotation of a GenBank genome assembly.